ACAGCUUCUCUUAAACGAAGCAGCUUUCCAGAGGAUUUCAUAUUUGGUACAUCAUCCUCUGCAUAUCAGUAUGAAGGUGCAGCGAAUGAAGGCGGCAGAGGUCCGAGUAUUUGGGACACUUUCACUCAUAAAUACCCAAAUAAAAUAAAGGAUCAGAGCAACGGGCAAAUCGCGGUCGAUUCAUACCAUCGUUUCAAGGAGGAUGUGCAAAUAAUGAAGGACAUAGGAUUCGAUGCCUAUAGGUUCUCCAUCUCAUGGUCUAGGGUACUACCAGGUGGAAACUUAUCAAGUGGAAUAAAUAGUCAAGGCAUCGUAUAUUACGACAACCUCAUCAAUGAACUUCUAUCAAAAGGUUUGAAGCCCUUCGUAACUCUUUUCCAUUACGAUCUCCCCGAGAGCCUAGAAAAUGCAUACGGUGGCUUUCUGAGCCCACAAAUAGUGAAGGAUUUCACGGACUUUGCAGAGGUGUGCUUCAAGGCAUUUGGUGACAGAGUGAAGUACUGGAUCACAUUAAAUGGCCCAUCAAUUUUUUCUCAACAGGGUUAUACAAAGGGUUUAUAUGCCCCAGGCAGAUGCUCAAACUGGUUGCCAUUGAACUGCACAGGUGGUGAUUCUUCUACUGAGCCUUACCUUGUUUUCCAUCAUCAGCUUCUUGCCCAUGCUGCUACUGUAAAAGUUUACAGGGAAAAGUAUCAGAGUACACAAGGGGGACACAUUGGGCUUAUUCAAGCCAUUGAUUGGGUUAUACCGUUGUCCCAGUCCACGGCAGACAUUGAUGCAGCAUCUAGGGCCAUUGCUUUCAUGUUGGAUUGGUGCAUGGAACCACUAAAUUCUGGUUCGUACCCGGUUGAAAUGGUUCACUAUGUGGGAGAAAGACUGCCAAAGUUUUCUAAAGAGCAAUCAGAUAUGAUGAAAAAUUCUUUUGAUUUUGUUGGCAUCAACUAUUACUCUACAGCAUAUGCAACUGAUGCUGAAUGCCCAAUCGAAAAGAAAACCUACCUCACAGACUUUUGUGCUGAGCUUACGUAUGAACGUGAUGGCAUUCCAAUUGGUCCAAAGGCCGCCUCAGAAUGGAUAUACCUCUACCCACAAGGAAUCGAAGAAGUGUUACUCUACAUCAAGAACAAAUUUAACAAUCCAGUCAUAUACAUAACAGAAAAUGGUUACGACGAUUUUAACGAUGGAAAAGGAUCACUCGAAGACCAAGAGAGAAUAGACUGCUACAUUCAACAUCUUUCUUUUGUUCAAAGUGCUAUAUUGAAUGGCGUCGACGUGAAAGGCUACUUUGCGUGGUCGCUUUUGGACAAUUUUGAAUGGUCGGACGGUUACACUGUUCGAUUUGGGAUUGUUUAUGUUAAUUAUACGGAUGGAUUAAAGAGAUAUCCAAAGGAUUCAGCUAAAUGGUUUAAGAGGUUUCUCCAUCAAGAUUUUAAAUCUCAUUGA
Gastrolobium bilobum is the source of this 1443-nucleotide messenger RNA. Its product is annotated as beta-glucosidase 12-like. NCBI's taxonomy places the organism in Eukaryota, Viridiplantae, Streptophyta, Magnoliopsida, Fabales, Fabaceae. Bases 214 to 1443 code for a protein of 409 amino acids. Gene Ontology annotation, biological process: carbohydrate metabolic process. The record is from RefSeq and is a predicted model, not a curated record. The transcript is spliced from 13 exons. Gene Ontology annotation, molecular function: beta-glucosidase activity.